Molecule: messenger RNA, 1817 nt
Organism: Drosophila grimshawi
Lineage: Eukaryota; Metazoa; Arthropoda; Insecta; Diptera; Drosophilidae
Product: SAM50-like protein CG7639
Exons: 6
Coding region: 174-1511 (445 amino acids)
Biological process (GO): protein insertion into mitochondrial outer membrane; mitochondrial respiratory chain complex assembly
Cellular component (GO): outer membrane; SAM complex
Source: RefSeq, a predicted model, not a curated record
GCCCAAAGCUGAAGCUGUUAGUGAAACAUUCAUUAGUCGCACGCGUGCGUUUCUAGUCGAAAAUUCGUAGCACAAACCCGCCAAUUUCGAACGUCGCGUGUGGCUAACGAGCUUGGGAGGCACGCAAAACAGCUUUUGCCAACCAAUCAACCACCAGCAAUAACAAGUACAAAAUGCCAAAAUCGCCAGCUGGCGGUCCCAUGCCCAAGGAUCCAAAUAGCAAAUAUGAUUUGGGCAAAAUAUCAGCGCGUGUGGAUCGGGUGAAUGUUAGCGGAUUGCUGCGCACCCACAAUGACUAUGUGCAGCGGGCGGCGGAGGGCCUGUUCAAGGCGGACAACUUUCAGUCGAUGAUGCUCGAGGCGAUGGCAGCCAAAUCGUAUCUGCAUGAGCUGGGCAUCUUCAAGGAUGUCUCCGUGCACAUCGACAUCAGUCGUGGGGCCGAUGCGACGCCGCAGGGCUACGAGGUGACCCUCAAAGGCAACGAAUACACACGCAUCAUGGGCUCGGCGGGCACAGAGAUUGGCCAGAACGAGGGCUCGCUGCGCACCGAGCUGACCAUACCGAACAUCUUGGGACGCGGCGAGAGCAUCUCGCUGCAGGGCAGCUACAGCAGCAGCCGAGCCAACGAUGUACAGCUGAAGUUCUGGAAGCCCUUCUUUCAUACCCGCUUUCGCGAGAAUCGACCCGAAGUAUCGUUCAGCGUGUUUCGACAAACGGAUCGCUUCAACAUCAGCUCAUUUCAGACCACCAACUUGGGCUACCUGAUUGACUUCAGUGCACACACUAUGCUCGGCGUCGAUCUCACACACUCGCUGCAGUAUGAGAAUUCGAUAAGGGACCUGGGUUUGUUGAACAAAUCGGUGCCGUUUGCCAUACGGGAUCAUAGUGGACCCAAAUUGGCAUCGCUGCUGCGUUAUUCCCUGGUCUUUGACAAUCGGGAUAACAAUGUGUUUCCCACCCGUGGCAUUAUGUUGAAGUCCGUCAACGAGUAUUGCGGCCUGGGUGGCAAUGUGGCAUACACCAGCAGCAUGGCGCAUGGGGAGAUGAAUGUGCCGCUAUUUGCGGGUUUGGUGGCACAGUUCUGUGGCCGUGUUGGCGUCAUGAAGGAGACCAAAAAGACAACGGUGCUGCCCAUUAACAAUCUAUUCUAUUGCGGCGGCCCGCUAACGUUGCGUGGCUUCGAGUAUGGCUGCGCCGGACCCGUUGUCGAGGGCACGCCCAUCGGUGCUCAGACCUUUUGGUGUACGGGCGCCCAUCUGUGGACACCGCUACCCUUUGCGGGCGUCUUCAAGGGACUCGCUAGUCAUUUCCGUAUGCAUUUCUUCUACAAUAUGGGCAAUAGCAAUGCAUUUACAACAGAUAACAUGCGCAGCGCCUAUGGCUUGGGUUUGGCCAUCAAGCUGGCGGAGCGUGCCCGCAUCGAGCUGAACUACUGCAUCCCGUUGAGUCGUCAGGCGACUGACAAGGCCUCGAAUGGUUUCCAGCUUGGCAUUGGCUACGAGUUCGUCUAAAUUUCAAAGUUAACAACUAUCGAAAUACAAUAUGUACUUAGCUGUAUAGAGGCCCCCUUUGAGAUGAUGAUAAUGCUGAUGAUGCUGAUACAAAUGUAGCUGCCCAACAAAUUAGUCACCUUUCAUUUUUAAACUACGAUCUACUCUUAUUUUGUUGUAUUCUUCUUUCUGUUAAUGCAUUUCCGUUAUUGCAUCCUAUUAAAUUUACUUGUAAACAGCAAAACCUAUUAAGUAUAGUUUCUAAGUGUAUAUACAAAAACAAACAAAAAACUGUAAAACCAAUAAAAAAAAAUUACAAAAAAAAAA